Molecule: messenger RNA, 366 nt
Organism: Dibothriocephalus latus
Lineage: Eukaryota; Metazoa; Platyhelminthes; Cestoda; Diphyllobothriidea; Diphyllobothriidae
Source: the annotation of a GenBank genome assembly
AUGGGUGAUUUCUUCUGCUUCUCCUCCUCCUCCUCCUCCUUUACAAAAUUCUCUGGUGAUACAAGUCGCAACGGCAGUCCAGUAGAUGAAGCCACGAAGGCCAACAUUCUGAACCAGCUGGUUGCUCUGCUGCAGAGCAAGGGUCUACCGCUUGAAGAAGCUAUGCGGCUAGCAAAGGCCAUGCUGGAAGCCAAACUCCAGGGCAAACCGUUUGAUCUUACCGCAGAGCUUGCAAAGGCCUUGAAAAGACUGUUUAAAACAAAAGGUGCCGCAGCUCUGGCCAGAGCGCGCGGUCGCAAGGGCCCAGGGUCCCCAAAACAGCGGGCCCUCUCAAUCCUCGACUGGCGUGAAAUCCUGCGCUCAGCC